Molecule: messenger RNA, 2009 nt
Organism: Dioscorea cayenensis subsp. rotundata (Guinea yam)
Lineage: Eukaryota; Viridiplantae; Streptophyta; Magnoliopsida; Dioscoreales; Dioscoreaceae
Product: DUF21 domain-containing protein At2g14520
Exons: 13
Coding region: 125-1732 (535 amino acids)
Biological process (GO): magnesium ion homeostasis
Cellular component (GO): intracellular membrane-bounded organelle
Source: RefSeq, a predicted model, not a curated record
UCUCACUGUUAUAAAAACCGCGCGGUAAACAUACCCCCCUCUUUUCAUUCUUCUCAAUCCAUCGCUUCUUCUCCUUCUUCUUCUCGGCAAACCAGAGAGAGAGAGAGAGAGAGAGAGGAGAUCAAUGGCGGAGGAAUCGUGCUGCGGAGCUAUGUUCUGGGUUUACUUGAUGGUGAGCGUGGCGCUAGUGAUGUUCGCUGGCCUCAUGUCUGGCCUUACGCUCGGGCUUAUGUCGCUCAGUCUUGUCGACCUUGAAGUCCUUGUCAAGGCCGGGCAACCCCAGGAUCAAUCCAAUGCCGCUAAGAUUCUUCCUGUCGUGAAGAACCAACAUCUUCUGCUUUGCACUUUGCUUAUUGGGAACUCCCUCGCUAUGGAGGCACUGCCCAUCUUUCUUGAUGCUUUGGUGCCGUCUUGGGGGGCUAUUUUGAUCUCUGUCACACUUAUAUUGGCUUUUGGUGAGAUCAUUCCGCAAGCUGUUUGUUCUCGAUAUGGUUUGAGCGUGGGAGCCAGAUUGGCUGGUGUUGUUCGUGUGCUUCUGUUGGUCUUUUUCCCAAUUGCUUACCCAAUCAGUAAGCUGCUAGACUGGUUGUUGGGGAAGGGACACUUUGCUCUUUUAAGAAGGGCUGAGUUGAAGACUUUGGUGGAUAUGCAUGGAAAUGAGGCAGGAAAGGGUGGAGAGUUGACCCAUGAUGAGACUACUAUUAUUACUGGAGCUUUGGAAUUGACCCAAAAGACGGCUAAAGAUGCCAUGACUACAAUAUCCAAAACCUUUUCACUUGAUAUAAACUCUAAGCUGGACAUGCACACUAUGGGUUUAAUAAUGUCAAAGGGGCAUAGUCGUGUACCCAUAUACUCAGGGAGUCCAACGAAUAUUAUUGGCCUUAUUCUGGUUAAAAAUUUGAUCACUUGCCGAGCAGAAGAUGAGACCCCCAUUAGGAAUGUCACCAUCAGAAAGAUUCCUAGGGUCUAUGAUGAUCUCCCUUUGUACGAUAUACUGAAUGAAUUUCAGAAGGGUCAUAGUCACAUGGCUGUGGUUAUUAAACGUGCCAAAAAUAUAGGGGAAACUGUGGACUUGGACAAAAAUGGUAUAGUGGAGAAUGGAUCAGAACAAGCUAAAAAAGGAGAUGAAUCUCAGUCCGCCUCAGUUGAGCAGCUGGGGACAGUCACAAAUGCAUCUCCAGUGCACUUCAGUUCUUCUGGAGUUCAGAUUUCUACACUGAAAAGUAUAACGGAGAAACCGGGAGAUUCACGCUCCAUAUUAAAAAGGAUGGACCGGGGAAAGCGUGAUGAUAUUCUUGAUGUUAAUUUAGAAUCACUUCCAAGCUAUUCAGCAGAUGAAGAAGUAGUUGGGAUUAUCACAAUGGAGGAUGUUAUGGAGGAAUUACUGCAGGAAGAGAUAUUGGAUGAAACUGAUGAGUAUGUUGAUGUCCAUAACAAGAUAAAAAUUAAUAUGUUACCUCAAAGAACCUCGUCACCGAGAUCUCCGAGUGCCGGACCCAUGUCACAUUUCCAAAAGCGAACUCCAAUAGCUUCUCCGCUUUCUCCAUUUCAUAAUUCUUCCACAGUGAGGUCACCAUUUUCGCCUUUUAACCGAGGUCCCAUCCCAACAACUUUUUCAAGUUCUCCAUCUAAAAACUCGCCAAUUUCACCUGCCGAAGGUUCUGUUCCACGCAAUGGUUCACCUGCAUCUCAUAAAGUAUCAAGGAAACACUAUGAAGAACUCCCAAAAUAGGGUGAAUAAAGGGUAUCAAUUGUAGCAUCAAGCCUUGCUUAUGAAGGUAAUAAAUAUCAAUUGAGAGUUUUACAAUGUAAAUGCCUUCACUUUUUGGCUCUCUUCAAACAUUGGAUUUUGUAAAUUAUCUUCUGGUUUUUCCUUAACUUUACAUGCUUAUGAAAAAUAUAUGUCGAUAUUGCUAGGAUAACUAAUAGUCCCACAUCGGUUAAUUUGAAAAAAAUGAAUGUAAGUAAGUCUGGAUUUGUUGUCUAUUAAUAUAAACUUUUGCGUUGAA